Molecule: messenger RNA, 3977 nt
Organism: Oldenlandia corymbosa var. corymbosa
Lineage: Eukaryota; Viridiplantae; Streptophyta; Magnoliopsida; Gentianales; Rubiaceae
Source: the annotation of a GenBank genome assembly
CAGCGUUUAGUCACAGAAGGAUGACCCGGCUGCACCCAGAACGCGACGCGUAGUACAGGCCUAAAAUAGUAAUUUCAAAACCACACUCCGUUCUGUCUAGCGUAGCGUUUUUUUUCUUUAGUAAUUGUAAAUUCAUUCCAUCUCUCUACUCUUUCCUCUUUGCCCCUCCUCCUUCUCACCAAGUCCAUCAUCAUCAAAAAUAGUUUCACGCUACUUUCUUUUCAUCAAUCCUUCAAAUUCUUUGUUCUUUCCCGGUGAAAUCGAAAUUACAAUCAAAAUUCACUCCCUGAUCGACUCUCACACUCAAUUUCAUAUGUGAAUUAUGGAUUCCUGAUCCUUACUUCUCAUUUAUGAGAAAUAUUUUUUUUCUGGGUUGGGUUUUGAUUUUUUUCUGGGCGAAAUUCAUGUAAAAAAUCACUCGAAAACCCUUGGUUCUUUGUUUUGGGUGUUAAACAGGGAAUGUCAUCUCGACAGGGUACUCAACAGAGUACGUGGACUCUAGCCAACGCCCACGCCGCCGCCGCCAAACGGAAGCUUGACGAGCUGACUGGCGGCGACUGCCUUUUAGAUGAUGAUUAUGAAUAUUUGUGUAAUAGGAUGCGCACUGAACAGUUUACCGCUUCCGACGUCUCUCGCUUUCAGGUCUCCGACCACCACCCCUCCCGUCACCGUCGCCGCUCCCGAUCAUCAUCAUCGGCUGAUGCCUCCUCCUCCUCCUCGUCCCCUGCUGCCGACGACGACCAAAAGGCUGUCCCUUUUCCCAGUCUCCAAUUCUUUGUCCGGACGAUCAACGGCUCCGGCGGCGGCGGCUUUGGUGGAAGUAAGACCCUCGUCGUCCAUGCAGAUCCUUCUGACACUGUCGGGGCAAUUCACGAGAGAAUUCAACUCCGGACUGGGAUUCCGGUGAGGGAACAGGGCCUGGUUUACCGCGGCAGACAGCUUGACUGGGACAAGUCUAUUGCCGAAUGCAACAUACCCAGGGACGCAACUCUUGAAUUGGUCAGCCGGUUGAGGAGCACCGGCCACCCAACCGCUUGGCGGUGCAUCGACAACAUGAUCACUCGAAUUUUCAGUGUUUACAAGGGGGGCGCUUCCUCCUCCCAAGCUGUGAAAGAUUCGCUCAUGGAAUUCCUCAAUAACAUUCCUAACAAGCCGCCAGAGUCAAAUGAAGCUCAACCCCCUUUGCGCAUUCCCUUUCCCCAACUCAAAGUGGGGCUGGACCAGAAUCCCCUGCCUUACAUUGAGGUAUUUAUUGCGUCAUCGGCUCCAGCCGCUUUGGUAAUGCUUUAUAAGUCCCCUAUUAAGCGAAAUAAAGAUUGUGCUGAAGAGUGCAUUCGAUAUUUUAUUCAGAUUGUUAAGGAGAAAUCCUUUUACCAGAUGUUUGCACCUGUUGUUUUGGAGUUCUGUAAGUUACUGAAUUAUGGGAAUGGGAAUGAUAAUGCUCGUGGGAAUGGGAAUAGUGAGGACCCUUUGUAUGAUGUUUGUCGUAGUUGCUUAGGUACUAUGGUAGAAUCUUCUGGAAUUGGGAAUGAGGAGAGUAAAAUGUUGCCCAAGUUGUCGUCUGUGCCGGAGGUUACGGUCCAAGAUAUAUUUCCUUUUGUUACUGAGUUAGCAGGUAAGUUAUCUCGGGUCUUGGCAGAGGCAAGUACUAGUAAGUUGACCCUUGGACCAAGUGAUGGUGAUGUGCGAGAUUUCGUCGCUUUUUUGCAUCCUUACAGGAAAGCUAUUAUUGACCAAGUGGUCUCUUGGGUUGCAGUUCCGUUUCCUGGUGAUGUUUGUCUUAGAAACAGUACUGGACCUGGUACGUCCCGCAUUGUGCCGUGUUAUGUAGAUGGGAUUAAAUUUCUGAACACGACCCUUUUUGAUUUGUUGGGGAAGAUGGAUAUGUGUCUGAAGAAAAUGGAGGAACAUUUGGAUAGUAAUACUGUUGAUAAAAGGAAAGCCGGGUCUGAGCAUCAUUCACCUCCUGUAAAACUUGCUUGGUGCCAGUAUCUUACCAUUUUGAGAGAACUUGAUGGUUUAUCUAAAAUGUUUAAGGGCGCAGAGGAGAUAUUUUGGUUGCGUAUGAGUGAGAGGAAGGCUGCAUUGUGUAACCUGGUUAUCAGGUUCGCAAAGAGGGAUAGCGAUAAUAUGUGGAUAUCUCGUCACAAGGAAGUGAUUAACUUUGAGGCAAGGAGGCAUCUGGCAAUGCUGUUGUUGCCUGAGAUGAAAGAUGAAUAUGAGGAGCUGCACGAGAUGCUCAUUGAUAGGUCGCAUUUAUUAGCAGAGUCUUUCGAGUACAUUGCAAAUGCAAAUCCUCUCUCAUUACGUGGGGGCUUGUUUAUGGAGUUCAAGAAUGAGGAAGCUACUGGCCCUGGUGUGCUGCGGGAGUGGUUUUUCUUAGUUUGUCGAGAAAUCUUCAAUCCUCAGAAUGCGCUCUUUGUAGCAUGUCCGAAUGAUCAUAGAAAGUUCUUCCCUAAUUCUGCAUCUAAGGUGAACUCAAUGCACAGUGAUUACUACAAGUUUGCCGGCAGGGUGAUAGCCUUAGCCUUGAUGCAUAAAUUACAAGUGGGCAUAGUCUUUGAUCGUGUUUUUACAUUGCAAUUAGCUGGAGAGGCUAUUUCCUUAGAGGACGUCCAGGAUGCAGAUCCAUACUUGUAUAGUAGCUGCAAGCAGAUACUGGAAAUGGAUUCUGCAAUUAUUGAUCAUGAUGUUCUCGGCCUCACAUUUAUUCGGGAAGUUGAAGAGUUGGGAUCCAGAAAGAUCGUCGAGCUUUGUCACGAUGGUCAAAAUAUUGCGGUGAAUAGCAAAAACAGAAAGAAAUACGUCAAACUUUUAAUUGAACACCGGUUCGUCACAUCAAUUGCUGAACAGGUAGCUAAAUUUGCAGAAGGUUUUUCUGACGUGUGCGACAAUACCAGGACAUCCUUUUUUAAAAGCUUAGCUCCUGAAGAUCUCAACUGGAUGCUAAGAGGGAGUGAGAGUGCUAUUUCUGUGGAAGACUGGAAAGCACAUACUGAAUACAAUGGCUACAAACAGACUGAUCCACAGAUACUCUGGUUUUGGAAGAUUGUGGGGAAAAUGUCUGCAGAGCAGAAAAAGGUUCUUCUUUUCUUCUGGACUUCCAUAAAAUACCUACCCUUUGAGGGCUUCAGUGGGUUGGCUUCCAAGCUAUACAUAUAUAAGACUCCUGAAUCUAACGAUCGCCUGCCGUCCUCUCACACGUGCUUUUUCCGGUUGUGUUUUCCUCCAUAUCCUUCUAUGUCUGCCAUGAGGGACAGACUUAAUAUCAUUACUCAAGAGCACGUAGGUUGCAGCUUUGGUACCUGGUGAUGCAUGGAAGGAAUGCAAGGACUUCUGGACUGCUGCCCGCAUAGAGGAAGAUUCUUAGUCAGCUCUUUUGUACAUAAUUAUAAGAAGAAACCUCAUUUUCUGAUUUUGGCUGUAGAAAGUACAUGGAGGUGUGGUCAAGUAGGAUUUACUUCCAGUAACUUAGGGAUUUUUUUGGUCUUCCCUCCAUCAAUUGUUUAUACUUAGCACAGAAUGAUGAAAUAACUUAGGCCGAAAGAAGAAUUAUAACUGCACUUUGCUUUGCCCUUUGUCUGACUUUAGUUUUUUGUUUGCGGUAGAAAUAGAAUAUAGAGGUUAGAGGUAGUGAUAGUUCAUACUGAUCCAAUUAUUAUUUCUCUCCCUUUUGGUGUGCUCUAAGCUUGGGUGAGGCCGUGAGGAUGAUCUUAUAAUCGAAUAUGAUUGGUGGUUCCAGAAUUUUUUGUUUCAGAGUCAACAAUUCCUAACUGCUUAGGAGUUAGGAGUGCAACUUUGUGAGUGUGUACAUUUAUGUGUAGGUAGAAUAUUUGUUAUGGUUUGUGGUGGUGCAAAAGAAGUUGAUAAAUUUUGUUUUAUUUUUUUUAUUUUUUUAUUUUUUUAUUUUUUUUAAAAAGGGCCUCUAUGAUCCUGCACUUUGCCUCUUUGAGGCCAUGAUCUCCACUGCGCAGUAC